Messenger RNA from Aspergillus clavatus NRRL 1, 3753 nucleotides. Its product is annotated as bifunctional urea carboxylase/allophanate hydrolase. Bases 1 to 3753 code for a protein of 1250 amino acids. The record is from RefSeq and is a predicted model, not a curated record. Gene Ontology annotation, molecular function: metal ion binding; ATP binding. Lineage: Eukaryota; Fungi; Ascomycota; Eurotiomycetes; Eurotiales; Aspergillaceae. The transcript is spliced from 9 exons.
AUGGACUCCCUCAAGACGCUUCUCGUUGCCAACAGGGGCGAAAUCGCUGUCAGGAUCGUGAAAACUGCAAAGAAGCUGAAUAUUCGUACUAUUGCAAUCUACACAGAGCCGGACGCUUCUUCUAUUCACGUGCACCAGGCGGAUGAAGCUGUCCUACUUCACGGAUCACCCUCUCAAGCAUACAUUGACGGAGAGCAAAUCAUUCAGGUUGCUACGCAACAUAAAGUGGACGCCAUCAUCCCAGGAUAUGGAUUCCUGUCUGAGAAUGCAGAUUUCGCAAGAGCUGUUGCGACAGCUGGCAUGGUCUUUGUUGGCCCUUCUCCAGAGAGCAUCGAAGCUUUCGGUCUCAAACAUACUGCACGAGACCUUGCAACGAAAGCCGGCGCUCCCAUUGUGCCGGGAUCACCUGGCUUAGUCAAAAGUGAAGAGGAGGCCGUUACACUGGCAAAGGCAUUAGGCUUCCCAGUCAUGCUAAAAGCUACUGCAGGUGGUGGUGGAAUGGGCCUGCUUACAUGCAGCUCUGAGGCAGAGGUGCGCAAGGCGUUUGCCACAGUAAAGUCUCGUGGUGAAGCCCUAUUCAAGAACGCAGGCUUGUUUAUUGAGCGUUAUUACCCGUCCAGCCAUCACAUCGAAGUCCAGGUAUUUGGUAACGGGAAUGGUAAGGCGAUUUACAUAGGCGAACGAGAAUGUUCGAUACAGAGACGGCAUCAGAAAGUGAUUGAAGAAUGCCCAAGCCCAUUGGUUUCAAGAAACCCAGGAUUGCGCAAAGCCUUGGGCGAAGCUGCCGUGCGCCUAGCUGAGUCGAUAAAUUAUGGAUCAGCUGGCACAAUUGAGUAUCUUGUUGAUGAUGAAACCGGCGCAUUCUUUUUCCUCGAGAUGAAUACUCGUCUCCAGGUCGAACAUGGCAUAACGGAACUCUGCUAUGGCCUUGACCUGGUAGAGCUCAUGUUGAAACAAGCAGAUGCUCAGCUCUCAGGUAGCAAAGGCAUAGAGGCAUCGUUUCUCGCCAGUCUCCCCAUAGAAAACCCCUCUGGUGCGGCUAUUGAAGCCCGAGUGUAUGCCGAGAACCCCAUCAGAGAUUUUGCUCCUUCUCCGGGGACUCUGCAAAGUGUGGAGUGGAAGGAAAUACCAGGGUCAAGGAUCGAUACAUGGGUUUAUAGGGGCAUAAAGGUAUCUGCUAAUUAUGACCCGCUUCUCGCAAAGGUCAUGUACCACUCUCCCGACAGACAACAGACGAUUGCGGGAUUGAGAGAUAUGUUGAAGGAGUCGCGCAUCUGUGGGCCUCCCACCAAUCUCGAGUUUCUAGCUAAGAUCUUGGACAGCGAGGAAUUCGCUGCGGGAAACACUUUGACCAGAUUUUUGGACACUUUUCAAUUCGCUCCAUGCGCGAUCGAUGUCAUUUCUGGUGGCUCUUAUACGCUCAUCGAGGAUUGGCCUGGCCGUCCAGCCCUAGGGAAAGGGUUCUGUCACUCUGGACCCAUGGACCCGCUUGCGUUUCGCGUUGCAAAUGCACUUGUCGGUAAUCCUAUCGGCCGUGAGGGUCUUGAGAUCACCCUGAGCGGCCCAGACCUGCGAUUCUUAGGGCCAGCAAUUGUUUCACUUUGCGGAGCACCUAUCGAAGCCAAGCUUGACGGCAAGCCUAUUCGCAUGUGGUCGAGAGUGAAAGUCGACGCUGGCCAGCGUUUGACAAUCGGUAGGACAACAGGAAACGGCUGCAGGACUUAUCUCGCUGUCUUUGGUGGCUUUUUAAAUGUCGCAGAAUGGUUCGGAUCCAAGUCUACUUCACCAAUGGUAGGAGUUGGAGGCUAUCAAGGUCGGCAGCUUUCCUCGGGAGACCUUCUCACAAUCACAAGUGAUGUCCCGGAUCUUAUUGGCGACAUUUUGAUCCCGGAACAUCUCAUACCCAAAUAUCCCAGUGAUUGGGAGCUCCUGGCCAUUCCCGGACCCUAUGACGAAGGUUUCCUUACACCCGAAAGCAUUGAUGUGCUAUUCGAUACUCAAUGGAAAAUCUCGCAUAAUGCAGCAAGAGGCGGCAUUCGUCUCAUCGGACCGAAACCCACCUGGGCUCGCUCGGACGGAGGCGAGGGCGGUGCUCAUCCUUCAAACUUGAUCGAAUACGGUUAUGCUAUAGGGUCGCUGAACUGGACAGGCGAUGACCCCGUCAUCUUUCCACAAGAUGCCCCGGACUUUGGUGGGUUUGUAAGUAGCCAUACAAUUGUGAAAGCAGACUUGUGGAAGCUAGGACAAGUAAAAGCGGGUGAUACGCUCAAGUAUAGAGCUGUUGCAUUGGCCGAUGCGUUGGAUGCUCGCAGAGACAUGGAGAGGUUUGUCGAUGAGCUUGUGAACGCCUGCAAGCAAGGUCAGGGCUUCGGUUAUGUGGUACCAUUGCAACACAUGCCGCCAGAGCAGACAGCAAAAACACGCGGCAAAGGCAUUGUGCAUCAGAUCCAGGAGGAUGGGAAUCAGCCUUUCGUGUCUUACAGACAGGCAGGAGACGAUUAUCUUCUGGUCGAUUAUGGACACGGGUCUUUUGACUUGAAUCAUCGUUGUAGAAUCACUGCCUUGAAGAAGGCUCUGAAUGAAGAAAAGCGGGACAGGGACUCGUUGUCAAACGGGCUGAUAGGCAUGGUUGGCUGUGGAAACUCACUCAUGCUCUACUAUGACGGCUUGAAAGUUCCCCAAGGAAAGCUCAUCGACUAUCUUUGUGACCUGGAGAACAGGCUCGGAGAUCUUAGCCAAGCGAAGAUGCCCAGUCGCCUAUUCAAGCUUCCUCUCACAUUCGAGAGCCAGAGACAAAAGGAUGCUAUGCAGCGCUACAUGGAAACGCAGCGUCCGUAUGCAUCAUAUCUUCCAGAUAACAUGGACUUCGUGGCUAAAAAUAACGCUUUGAAAAUGGAAGAAUUGAAAAAUAUUUAUCUUACGGCCAAGCUAAUGGUCGUUUCGGUCGGAUUUUUCAUGGCGCUCCCACUCGCCCUGCCUGUGGAUCCUCGACACCGUAUGAAUUGUCCAAAGAUGAAUCCCAGCAGAGUUUAUACUCCUGCAGGCUCGGUUUCAUGGGGUGGAAGCUGCAUGGCGUUGUACAACGUCGACUCGCCGGGAGGAUACCAAAUGACAGGAAUGACCAUCCCCGGCGUAGAUAUCCUAGGUUCGAAGAAAGGCUACAGCGCCGAUCGACCAUGGCUUUUCGAGGAAUUUGACCAGAUCACCUUCUAUCAGGUCUCUGAGGCAGAGUACGAAAAACAACUCGCCUUGUUCAAUAGCGGCAAGUACGAACAUCAGUGGGAGGAGGUAAUCUUCGACAUGGCGGAGCACAACCGUCUCCUGAACGAUACUCGCGACGAAGUAGCAGCCAUCCGAGCGCGCCAGCGUCAGGCACAGGCAGAGAUGGAUAAGUUCGAAGCACAGCUUCUCGAACGGUGGGCAACAGAAAAAGCAGAGAAGUGGGUAUCGCAGGAUGCGAUUGAGGACUUGCUUCAAGACCCCGAGAUCAUAGCCAUCGAAGCACCCCUAAACGCCAAUGUAUGGAAAGUCGAGGUCAAGCAAGCCGAAAAGCUAGAGGAGGGUCGGGUCGUGGUUAUCCUAGAAGCCAUGAAACUCGAAAUCGCUGUGCGGGUCGAGUCCUCUGCCGCCGGUACGACUGUCGAAAAGGUCCUGGUUCAGCCGGGUGGUCCAAUUGAAGCUGGUAAACCAUUGAUGCUGGUGAGGAAAGCGGCUUGCGCUGAUGGGUACUGUCUUGAAAAACGACCUCAGUGA